Molecule: messenger RNA, 2479 nt
Organism: Anarrhichthys ocellatus (wolf-eel)
Lineage: Eukaryota; Metazoa; Chordata; Actinopteri; Perciformes; Anarhichadidae
Product: gamma-glutamyl hydrolase
Exons: 9
Coding region: 366-1322 (318 amino acids)
Biological process (GO): tetrahydrofolylpolyglutamate metabolic process
Cellular component (GO): vacuole
Molecular function (GO): gamma-glutamyl-peptidase activity
Source: RefSeq, a predicted model, not a curated record
CUCCCUGUCAUCAUAAGGUUUAUUGAUAAGAGAUGGUACUAAAUUCUACCUGAGCUGCACCACAUGGACUAGUCUGUGUAUACGGGGGCGUCUGAUCUGGUGGAUCUAUUUCUACAAGGACGGAACAGGAGGUCCCACGUGUGACUGGCUUGAUGCUCCUCUUCAGGAGAUAAAAGCAGGAGAUCAGAGGAGAACCUCCCCCGGAAGGAAGCAUCUUCUCUCGGAUCAUUUCACAUUCUGUGCCUUUUUUUUAAUAGACAUAAAACAUUGUUUUGCCAGGUUUCAUCCUCACCGAGUAGACCCAGCCUCUGCAUCCCCUGUCUCCAGUUUUUUUUUUUUUUUUAAUCACCGCACCGGUGUUUUGGAUGUGUCGGCCGACCGCAGCGCUGUGCGCGGUGCUGAGCGCCUGUCUCUGCGCGGCGCAUCUGUGCGCGGCGGGGAGAAGCCAGCAGCUCAAUCACCGACCGGUCAUCGGUGUGUUGGCGCAGGAAAAUAUUCCAGGAGACCAGUUUGCUCAUGGCUCAUCAUACAUUGCGGCAUCCUAUGUGAAAUACCUGGAGGGAGCCGGAGCGAGGGUUGUACCCAUCAGAAUCAAUCGCACAGAAGAAGAAUAUGCUAACACCUUCUCCUCGAUAAAUGGGUUGCUGCUGCCGGGAGGAGACGUAGAUCUUCAAACGUCGCAGUUCAGUCGAGCAGCCAGGAUCUUCUACAGACUGGCUCUGAAGGCCAACGAUGCCAGGGACUACUUCCCUAUCUGGGGAACUUGUCAGGGCUUCCAGCAGCUGUCUGUCCUCACAGCCAACAAAAACCUGCUCACCCUCACCGACACCAAGGCCGUGGCUCUACCUCUCACUCUAACACCAGCGGCCCAGUCCAGCCGUCUCUUCCGAAGUUUCCCCAAAGACCUGCUGCAGUCUCUGGCCGAGGAAAACAUCACCUCCAACUUCCACAGCUGGAGUCUGUCUAUGCAGAACUACAGCCGAAAUAGCAAGCUGAAGAGGUUUUACAAGGUCCUGUCCACUAACAAUGAUGGGAAGAAAGAAUUCAUCUCCACCAUGGAAGCCUACCGCUACCCAUUUUAUGCAGUGCAGUGGCAUCCAGAGAAAAGCUCCUAUGAGUGGGUAGAUAAACCGGGCAUGAUUCACUCCACCGCUGCUGUAGCAGCCUGCUUCUACACUGGCAGCUUCUUUGUCUCUGAAGCCAUGAAGAACCGGCACCACUUCUCCAGCCCCAAGGAGGAAGAGCGAGCUCUCAUCUAUAACUUCUCUCCCAUCUACAAAGGCACUGAAGCCAUCUUUGUGCAGAACUAUUACUUUGAUUGAUUGACAGCAGCGAAGGCGAAACGCACUCGGUCAAGUCACAAUUUGUCAUAAGUGGAGGAAGUUUAAAACAAACAUCAAGUCAGUAAUUAGCAGCUAAGCGUAGCUGAUUAGCACAGUUAUAUGAAAUGCAGAGGUGCCGACAGGACAGUGAUGAAAUGAAGUGAUGAAUGACACAAGAAGUAAAAAAUAAAAAGGGAUAAAGCGAAAUGAUGAUAUGAUGCUGUCUAUCCAAAUCACCUUAGAGUGUGAUGAUUUGUUUUUUUAACGGGGUUGUCUGACCUGCUCAAAAAGUGACAGUAGUAACAUUGAAGGGACUAUAUUCUACCUCCAGUUAUUUAGGUCCAAUAAUUCAAUUAAUUUAAACUAAUCAUGAUAAUAGUGAUAGACACUUUGUGAAGAAAAAUAAGAUACAAUUUCAAAUAUCCGAUUGUUUAAUACACCAAAAAAACUCAUCCCUGUGUGUUUAAAAUGCUUUACUGGAUGCCUCUACUGGUGUUUGACACUAUUACAUUUCAUCCGUCUCCUGAAAUCAACCACAUGGGGAUCAACAUUUAAAACCACUCAAGUUGCCUCAAGUACGCAAUCCAAUAAUUUCCCAAAUCACUGCCAGUUUGGUUUUGGUAUUUCCUUUGUUUUGUUUCUGUCCCUGUAAACAUGUUUCUCUGGCUUUCUGGAGACAACGUAGUCAAUAAAAAUCGUCACCUCAGCACAUAAUGUUGGUUUUGUUUGAUGAGAAACAAGUUCCCUACGUUGAGCACCUCCUGUCUACAAUUAGUUUUUUAUCUCAGAGUGUGAAUAAUAAAACAAGAACAUGAUACCUCUGACAAAUGAGACACGAACUAGGCAGGCUGUGCUUUUACAGCAUUCGUAGUAAAACCUAGGAAAAGUAUGUGAUCAACCAUGAACCAGGAAGUAUAAAGCAAAAAGUCUUACUGGGAUGCAGGACGGGAGGUGAAGGUGGAGGCGUCAAAUAAACACUGGUCUUUCCUCCAGGAAACCAGCGAGCAAAACGAGAAGUCAGCGUUCGUUUAUUUGUCACGUAACUUAAGUAAAACGUUAUUUUAACCCACACCACAAUCUGUCCCUAAACCUAACCAAGUAGUUUUGUUGCCUUAAGCUAACUAAGUAUUUCACGACAUAUUCCUAAACCUAAGCAA